Phytophthora nicotianae INRA-310 is the source of this 1489-nucleotide messenger RNA. RefSeq lists its product as hypothetical. NCBI's taxonomy places the organism in Eukaryota, Oomycota, Peronosporomycetes, Peronosporales, Peronosporaceae. The record is from RefSeq and is a predicted model, not a curated record. The transcript has a single exon. Gene Ontology annotation, molecular function: acetyl-CoA C-acyltransferase activity. Gene Ontology annotation, cellular component: peroxisome. Gene Ontology annotation, biological process: fatty acid beta-oxidation; phenylacetate catabolic process. The coding region runs from base 104 to 1339 and encodes 411 amino acids.
GCAAUGUUGAUGCAGCAUUUCCGACACUGACGUGAAGCGGCAUCUUGAGCUGGCAUUUCGGAUCUGUCCGCCUUCCGCGCUCUCUUCCUUCACCUCCUCCAGUAUGGACCGCAUCAACCGCAUCCGCUCGCACGUGGCCAACGGCUCGCCCGCGCCCGUGACGCCCGAGGAAGACGUGGUCAUCGUGUCGGCGCUGCGCACGCCCAUCACCAAGGCUCGUCGCGGCGGCUUCAAGGACACCACGCCCGACGUGUUGCUGGGCCACGUGCUUCAGGCCGUCCUCAAGCAGGCCAAGGUGGACUUCAAGCUCGUGGGCGACAUCGUGGUGGGCAACGUGCUGCAACCCGGCGCUGGCGCCGGCAUGGCCCGUAUGGCCCAGCUGGCCGCGGGCAUCCCGCACACUGUGCCGCUGCAUGUAAUCAACCGCCAAUGCAGCUCCGGCCUGCAGGCCGUGGCCAACGUCACGGCCGCCAUCAAGGCUGGCUACUAUGACAUCGGCAUCGCGGCCGGCGUCGAGUGUAUGUCACUGUCCGGAAUCGGCAAAGACCCGCCGACCGUCAACUGGGAACGCGUUGGACAGGUGCAGGACGCUAUGGACUGCACUGUGCCCAUGGGCAUUACGAGCGAGAAUGUGGCCGAGAAGUACGGCAUUUCGCGCACGAAGCAGGACGAGCUGGCGGCCCUUUCGCACGCCAAGGCGGCCGCGGCCCAGGCCAACGGUUGGUUCAAGGAGGAGAUCACGCCUGUGUCCACUGUUAUUAAGGACAAGGACGGCAAUGAGAAAUCGGUCAUCAUCUCCCAGGACGAUGGUGUGCGAGCUGGCACGACGGUCGAGAAGCUGGCCAAGCUGCGGCCGGCCUUCAAGGAGGGCGGCUCCACCACGGCCGGUAACUCGAGCCAGGUCAGUGACGGCGCCGCUGCCGUGCUGCUCAUGCGCCGCUCGGUGGCCAAGCAGAUGGGUCUGCCGAUCCUCGGCCGCUUUGUGUCGUACGCUGUGGCCGGUGUGCCCCCCGCUCUAAUGGGCAUUGGCCCGGCCUACGCCAUCCCGGAGGCUCUGCAGAAGGCCGGCCUGCGUCAGGACCAGAUCGACGUGUUUGAGAUCAACGAGGCGUUCGCCAGCCAGGCCACGUACUGCGUUGAGAAGUUGGGUAUUCCUAUUGAGAAGGUUAAUCCCAAGGGUGGUGCUAUUGCUCUUGGCCACCCUCUGGGCUGCACGGGAGCUCGUCAGAUGUCGACGCUGCUGUACCAGCUCAAACGGAAAAACCAACGCUAUGGAGUCAUCUCGAUGUGCAUCGGUACGGGCAUGGGCGCUGCUGCUGUCUUCGAGCGCGAGCCAUAGGCUACUAAAGACUUGGCCAGAAGGAGGGAAGUGUAGUUAUCUGUGCUUAUCAAAAACAAUUCUGCUGAUUUCUAAAAAAUUGGCUCCAUUGACAAUUUUGACAAUAUUUCUAACGCGUUGAAUGUCGAACUGGAGUAGACUUCGUUGUAG